AUGUCCGCUCAGAAUGCAACUACACCCAGCGAUAUCGCCGCAAUCAUGCCUCAGCUCCUCGCCGGUGCGGAGGGUCUUCAGAUGACCAGGUUCGCCACCGCUGCAGCUGGAGCCAUCUAUGUCUAUUCUAUUUUGGUCUCGUUUGAUGAAGAGGUCGAAUACUUUUGGUCAACACUCCGACCAACCUUUCCCAACCUACUCUACAUUAUUAAUCGAUAUGUCUGCCUCGGAUUCUUCCUCAACAUCGUAUACGACAUGUCCGGCCUUCAUGGCGACUUCUCCCAGGCAUAUUGUACAAAAUGUACCGGCGUAAUUGGACUCACACUCGCACAUCUAUCAUGGACCGGCAUAAUGACCAUCCGCGUCGCGGCUCUCUGGCGGUCUCACCCACGCCUUGUUUAUUCACUCUGGGCACUCUGGGCGGGUAUCAUGGUCGUCAUCGGUCUAUUUACCUAUCUUUCCUACAAAUCUGUCAUCGCAACGAUGACUUACAACAAGUAUAUGCGAAUAUGCGCUACAGAUCACAACCCAAAAGUCAUGGUCGCCUCGCCUCUCCCACCGACUCUCUACGAGCUCCUCUUGACCGUGCUCACAAUCAUCAAAACCUACAAGUUUAUCGCUGCAACCAAUGCAACUUCACCACCCAUCCUACACGUCCUGGCCCGUGACGGCGUGAUCUACUUUGUGCUCAGCAGCGUCGUCUCCGUCUCAAACAUGCUAAGCUGGCAUCUCUUACCCCCAGAAUUCAGCGGUUUCCUGCUCUACAUUUAUUGGGCAUUACUCUCCACAUGCACAUCCUACCUGACACUCAAUCUCCGGAGAGCAUACUACCAUGGUCGAGCAAACGAGACGGAGCAACUCUCUUCACAGGGCCUCGACCCGACCAUCACUUUUGCACGUAUGCCGGGUAACCCGCCCAACUCGCGUGUCGUCGGCGGCGCCGAGGUCGGACACGGACAAGAGUAUGAUCAAGGCGGAGACGGCGACGGAGACGCGUCGACGAUUGGAGGAAGUGAUCAGGAUAUUCGAUACCCUCGUCCACCACGCGAGCGGUUCACAUCAACCUCAUCAGUAUGGGUCGUACAUGAUUCUCCUUCUCGUACACAUAGGACGGAGGAACCGACUAGUGCGGGUACAGGCAGGAGCUCGACGACGACGACAACGGGUCGGAGUGGACUUGCAAGUACAAGUCAGGGUCCGAGCGGUAGUGGAAAUCCGACGGGCCUCAAAGCUGCUUGUGCGUUUAUUAUGGGUGAUGGAGAGUUUUUCCGUGACCCGUCGUUGCGACGUUCUCCCUCGGGUGCGAGUUCAGACGAGGAGAAUGCUGGUGCGAGUACGAGUGCGAAGAAAAAGGAUGGAAGUCUCCAUUCUAAGAGGGAAAAGGAAAAGGAUUUGGAAAAGUCUGGUGCCAAGGAAGAUGGCUGGGAGGUCGUAGACGUGAUACCCCUUACGAAACUCAUACACUCGAGGAGUCGAUAA
Molecule: messenger RNA, 1479 nt
Organism: Serendipita indica DSM 11827
Lineage: Eukaryota; Fungi; Basidiomycota; Agaricomycetes; Sebacinales; Serendipitaceae
Source: the annotation of a GenBank genome assembly